AUCUUGUAAAUAUUGAAAACGAGGCCACACGAUUUCCACGUUUUGUGAAACAUACGCCGUCACCGGGUGAUGAAAGAAGAUUGAAAUAGUUCCCCUAUAUCAACUUAGACAGUAUGCCUCCGAAGAAGAAGGGAGAGGCAGAGGAGAAGCCCCCAGUCCUCAUUGGCAGGGUGGGAACCAACUUGAAAUGUGGUAUUGUAGGAUUGCCUAAUGUUGGAAAAUCAACGUUUUUCAAUGUCUUAACCAAAAGCCAGGCAUCAGCUGAAAAUUUUCCAUUCUGCACCAUUGACCCAAAUGAAAGUCGGGUUCCUGUACCAGAUGAAAGAUAUGAUUUCUUGUGCAAUUUCUUUAAACCAGCAAGUAAGGUCCCAGCAUUUCUGAAUGUUGUGGAUAUUGCUGGUCUUGUGAAGGGUGCAAGUGAAGGUCAGGGUCUUGGAAAUGCCUUCCUUUCACACAUCCGUGCUUGCGAUGCGCUGUUCUACAUGGCCAGAGUGUUUGAAGAUGAAGAUGUUACCCAUGUGGAAGGUGAUGUGGACCCUGUACGUGACCUUGACAUCAUCAUGGAGGAAUUGCGACUCAAAGAUGAAGACUAUAUUUUGAAACAGCUUGAAUCUUUAGAAAAAUUGGCAGUUCGAGGAAAUGACAAGAAGAAGAAACCUGAAUAUGAUUUCUUUUGCAAGUUAAAAAGACUUCUUGUAGAAGAAAAGAAGCAUUUGAGAAAAGCUGCUGUGUAUGAUGCAAAAGAGAUUGAAUAUAUAAACCAGCACUUCUUCUUAACCCUGAAGCCAAUGAUUUAUCUAAUUAAUCUCUCAGAAAAAGAUUUUAUCAGAAAAAAGAACAAGUGGCUGGUGAAAAUAAAGGAAUGGGUAGAUGCCAAUGACCCUGGUGCCAGUGUCAUCCCAUUCAGUGGGUCUCUGGAGCUGAAAUUAAUGGACAUGUCACCAGAAGAGAGAGAGACUUAUGAAAAGGAGAACAAAAUCACCAGUGCUCUGUCCAAGAUUAUAGUGACUGGAUACAAGGCUCUACAACUGCACUAUUUUUUCACAGUUGGUGAAGAUGAAGUGAAAGCCUGGACAGUACAGAAAGGCACCAAGGCACCUCAGGCGGCUGGAAAAAUUCACACUGACUUUGAAAAAGGCUUCAUCAUGGCUGAGGUGAUGAAAUUUGAUGAUUUCAAGGAAUUGGGCAGUGAAAAUGCAGUCAAGGCUGCAGGAAAGUAUCUCCAGAAGGGCCGAGAUUACGUUGUGCUAGAUGGGGACAUCAUUCACUUCAAAUUCAACGCCGGAGCUGGACUUACUGGCAAGAAGAAGUAGCUGCUACUCCUUGGUUUGGAUCGGACUAGAGUGGCAUAAACCAUGGUUUCGUAGAAAGCUGUUCUAUUAAGUGCAUAUCUGGAAACGUGUAUGUUUUGUGAAAUUUGGCAAUAUCAUGUCAAGGAAAUUAAAGAAUGUUAAAAUGUGGUGAAGCAUACUUGAGAAACAAUGAGAAUUGAUUUGGAAAAAUUAGUGUUUUAUAAGAAAGACAUGACUGCACGAAUGUUUAAAUAAUAACCAAAAUUACGGAUAAUUCCAAGAAAGGAACCGUUAAAUGAUACGAUGGAACACUUCAUGAAAAAUGAAGUAGUUACUUUGUUAGGUUAUGCCAAUGUCUUAGUCUUACUUCUUUUGCUAGUUGUAAUAAUCAUUAAAUGUGGAUUUGAUCAGUACCAUUUGUAAAUACUACUUAUGAGAAGACGGUUUAAAUACAUAAUUGUCAUGCCAAGUCACACUUGCGGUAAAUCUUUGUGGGUUUCCGUAUUUUGUUGCAUAUUGUAACAUUGAAAUGAGGGAGUUUAUUUAUAUUGUUACACAAAGUUUGCUGAAAGCCCACCUGGUCAGUUUUAUGCGAUGAUACAUUUUGAAUAAAGUUUCCGGAAAAGAAUAAAA
Molecule: messenger RNA, 1925 nt
Organism: Lingula anatina
Lineage: Eukaryota; Metazoa; Brachiopoda; Lingulata; Lingulida; Lingulidae
Product: obg-like ATPase 1
Cellular component (GO): cytoplasm
Molecular function (GO): GTP binding; ATP hydrolysis activity; ATP binding
Source: RefSeq, a predicted model, not a curated record